GGAGGCCCUCGUCAGCCUCCCCGGCACCCACACGCACUGGCCUCACCCACCGUCUCCCCACCCUUGCCAGGCCUUUCCCACCAUUUCAAGUGACGCUUCACCCUGAUUCAUCCUGCUGCCGGAAGAUCCUUCCUUAUCCUCAGGGCCCGGCUGUGAUGUUGCCUCCCCGGGGACUCCUCUGGCUGUGCUGCUCUCAAUCUGGGCAGCCCGCAGAACUCGGAAACCCACAGCCCUCUGGGUAGCAUCUUGGGGGUUUGUUCUGAGUGUAUAUCCCACGGUCUGGACCCAGGAAGGGUGAACCCCUGGCACCUGGCUCCACUCACACUUCCCUUACUGCCACAGGGUCCUGCCGUUUAUAGUCCAGGCUCCCCUCCCCGACCCCUUCACUCUCCAUGGCAGCCAGACUCACUGUGUCUCCAGUGUCCAGCAGAGUGGGACUCAAGGGGGUGGGGCAGAAAAGGUUCCCAGGAGGGACUUAGAGACCUAACAGCAGCAUCUCUCCAGGGCGCUCUGUGAAUUCUCAACUCCUUACCUCGCCACCCCUGUCCCUACUAGACCCAUCCCAAAUCCCACAUUCCUUUCCCACUCUGCUGCUCAGGGCACUGCCCUUCUAUCCAGGAUGCCUACAGUAGCCUCCCCACCCACCCUCCAUAGGUCCCCUGGAGCACACUUGUCCUCGAGAGUCUGUGUCCUUACCCCCUUGCCCUCCCCCCAUAGCCAGUUCCCUGUUCCUCUCACCCCCCAGCUCUUUCUCUGCUUGACUGGCCUCUUGUACCCACAGCUGAAUGUCACUCCUACAGGGGCCUUCUCAGAACGCUUUCCCAUAAUCAAGGGUUUCCUUCAGGGAGCGAAUGACAAGGUGAACAUGUCAUAUUUCCUUGCUAACAGGUUUCUUGUGUGAAUAUCAGAAGGAAAGGGACCUAUGUCUGUCCAAGGUGUCCUCAGGAUCUAAACCCCUGCUGAGUGGAUGAAUGGAGUACGUGUGACUGAGUGUGUCCUUCAAAAAACCACUAAGGUGUGACUCUGAGCCAGUCACUUACCUCUCUGGGCCUCGCCUUCCUCCACCCAGCCCUCACCACCCCAGCUUCAGGGAAUUGGGCAAAUAAUGGCCCCAGAAACUGGGAGGAGUGAGCCACCUCACCUCUAAGCCGGAGCUGCCUCCUCUCCUCCAGUCCAAACUCACCCCAGCUAUGUCCCAGGCUUCCCUCCCUCUCGGCCGCCCACACAGCAGUUCCUCCCAACCCCACCUGCCGGCCCCUCCCAGGUGCCUGCGGUGGAGCAGCCAGCUCCCAGGGCACCUCAGACUCCUUGGCGGCACACCAUGGGGGGUCUAAGGCCCUGGGCCCGGUAUGGACUCCUGGUUGUGGCCCACCUGCUGGCCCUAGGACUUGGGGCUGUGGUGCUCCAGACCCUGGAGGGGCCUCCAGCACUCCGGCUUCAGGCCAAGCUCAGGGCUGAGCUGGCCACUUUCCGGGCGGACUACGGGGCCUGCCUACCACCUGGGGCACUGGAGGAGCUGCUGGGCAAAGCCCUGGCAGCCCAGGCCCAUGGGGUCUCCAGACUGGGCAAUGGCUCAGAGGCCAGAAACUGGGAUCUGCCCUCGGCUCUUCUCUUCACUGCCAGCAUCCUCACCACCACGGGUUAUGGCCACAUGGGCCCGCUGUCGGCAGGUGGAAAGGCCUUUUGUGUGGUCUACGCGGUCCUGGGGCUGCCAGCGUCUCUAGCACUUGUGGCCACAUUGCGCCACUGCCUGCUGCCUCUGUUCAGCCGCCCAGUUGCCUGGGUAGCUGUCCGCUGGCAGCUGGCACCAGCGAGGGCUGCGCUGCUGCAGGCAGCUGGACUGGGCCUGCUAGUGGCUGGUACCUUCGUGCUGCUACCAGCAUUGGUACUGUGGGGUAUGCAGGGUGACUGCAGCCUGCUGGAGGCCGUCUACUUCUGCUUCGGUUCGCUCAGCACCAUUGGCCUGGGGGACCUGCUGCCUGGUCGUGGCCGUGACCUGCAUCCAGUGCUUUACUACCUUGGCCAGAUUGCACUUCUUGGUUACUUGCUCCUGGGGCUCCUGGCCAUGCUGCUGGCCGUGGAGACAUUCUCGGAGCUGCCACAGGUCCGUGCCAUGGUGAAGUUCUUCGGGUCCAGUGGCCCUGUGACCGUUGAGGACCAAGGUGGUAUCCUGGGGCAAGAUGAACUGGCUCUGAGCACUCUGCCCCCCUCAACCACAGCACCAGAACAGGCCCCAGCUUGCUGACAAGUACCAGGUGAUGUUGUUGAACUUCUUUCAGGUGGAGAAGCCUGAGGAGGAAGCCUCUAGCAAUGGGUGCGAGGACUUCAGGGAAUAAUUUGUUAAUAAAAAAUAGAACGGGCAACAACCCCGACUGUGCUUUUGUCUCUUUCCUACGGUGAUGAACAACCCAAACCCCCAUCAUCCUGCGAAAG
Pteropus alecto (black flying fox) is the source of this 2433-nucleotide messenger RNA. It is a transcript of the gene KCNK7, whose product is annotated as potassium two pore domain channel subfamily K member 7. The transcript is spliced from 3 exons. Gene Ontology annotation, biological process: stabilization of membrane potential; potassium ion transmembrane transport. Gene Ontology annotation, cellular component: membrane. Bases 1322 to 2245 code for a protein of 307 amino acids. The record is from RefSeq and is a predicted model, not a curated record. NCBI's taxonomy places the organism in Eukaryota, Metazoa, Chordata, Mammalia, Chiroptera, Pteropodidae. Gene Ontology annotation, molecular function: potassium ion leak channel activity.